GGGUUAUAAAGGGAGGCGACGAAGAAAGAACAGCGACCUCUUCUUCUCUCUUCCUUUCUCUUUGGGAAGAGAUUAUUAUAAGCUUUCUUUAAUCUGUGAAAUGGUUUCCAGAAUUUUUCUGAAUAAACUCUCACUACCAUAGAAAAAAAAAAGAGCUCAAGAAAAAGAAAGCUGUGGAAAGAGAGAGAAGAUAGAAAACGAUAGCUAAAGCUCUCAAUCUUCUCUUUCUUUAGUUCUCUGCAACCUCAAGGUAACAAGAGCUUUGGAGAGAUAUAUAGUUAUGAAUAACAAGAAUCAAGAAUUGGCAUGGGUCUAGCUACUACAACUCUUCCUCAUCAUCAUCAUCAUCAUCAUCACAAGUCUUUUGACAACAGUUCAGAUUCUAUGUCCCAAGAUUAUCAUCAUCACCAAGGAAUCUUUUCCUUCUCCAAUGAAUUCCACCGACCACCAUCUUCCCAUCAGGAGGAAGUUGAGGAAUCUGCUGUCUCCGGAGCUCCGGUUUACGAAACCGCCGGAAUGUUAUCAGAAAUGUUUAGCUACCCCGGAGGUGGUAACGGUGGCUCCGGUGAGAUUCUUGAUCACUCUACUAAACAACUGCUAGAGCAACAAAACCAUCACAACAACAACUCAACUCUUCAUAUGUUACUACCAAACCAUCAUCAUCAUCAAGGUUAUGGUUUCACCAACCAGCAACAACAACAUCACUUCGCAUGGCCAUCUUCCUCCGAUCAUCAGAGUCAAGGAGAUAUGAUCGGGACCGUACACGUGGAAGGUGGAAAAGGUUUAUCUCUAUCUCUCUCAUCGUCAUUAGAAGCAGCAGCAGCAGCUAAAGCAGAAGAGUACAGAAACAUUUAUUGUGCAGCCAUUGAUGGAACUCCUUCUUCUUCUAACCAGUUAAAUCAAUUCAAGACUCUUCUUAUUGAUAACGCUUCUUCUUCUCAUCAACAUCAAGUUAUGGGACAUUUUGGGUCAUCAUCAUCUACUCCCAUCGCUGCUUCUUCCUCCAUUGGAGGGAUCUAUACGUUGAGGAGUUCUAAGUACACGAAACCAGCACAAGAGUUGUUGGAAGAGUUUUGUAGUGUUGGAAGAGGACAUUUCAAGAAGAACAAACUUACUAGGAACAACUCAAACCCUAAUACUAGCGGUGGAGGUGGUGGCGGAGGCGGUGGUGGAGGGUCGUCUUCGUCCGCGGGAGCAGCCAAUGAUAAUCCUCCUUUGUCUCCGGCUGAUCGGAUUGAACAUCAAAGAAGAAAAGUCAAGUUACUAUCUAUGCUUGAAGAGGUAGACCGACGGUACAACCACUACUGCGAACAAAUGCAAAUGGUAGUGAACUCAUUCGACCAAGUAAUGGGUUACGGUGCAGCGGUCCCAUACACGACAUUGGCCCAAAAGGCAAUGUCUCGACAUUUCAGGUGUUUGAAAGAUGCGGUAGCGGUCCAGCUAAAACGCAGCUGUGAGCUUCUAGGUGACAAAGAGUCAGCGGGGGCUGCGUCUUCAGGGUUAACCAAAGGCGAAACGCCACGGUUGCGUUUGCUAGAGCAGAGUCUGCGUCAGCAACGAGCGUUUCACCACAUGGGCAUGAUGGAGCAAGAGGCAUGGAGACCGCAACGUGGUUUGCCUGAACGCUCUGUUAAUAUCCUUAGAGCUUGGCUUUUCGAGCAUUUUCUUAAUCCGUACCCAAGCGAUGCUGAUAAGCACCUCUUAGCUCGGCAGACUGGUUUAUCCAGAAAUCAGGUGUCCAACUGGUUUAUAAAUGCUAGGGUUCGUCUAUGGAAACCAAUGGUUGAAGAAAUGUAUCAACAAGAAGCAAAAGAAAGAGAAGAAGAAGAAGAAAAUAAAAAAGAAGACAAUCAACAACAAAGAAGACAUCAACAAACAAACAACAACGACACAAAACCCAAUGAAAGCAACUUCACUCUCGUUCAGACAAUAACCGCACAAACUCCAACAACGACGAUGAUGACGUCGACACCACAUGAAAACGACUCUACAUUCCUCCCUCCCUCUACCACCGCCGCCCCUCUCGGCGUUUCAGGCGCUUUCACCGUCGCCACGUGUCAGAAAGAUGUCAGUGACUUCCACGUCGAGGAUGGUGUCAUAAGAUUCGGGACCAAACAGCCUGGCGACGUGUCACUUACGCUUGGUCUACGCCACACUGGCAAUAUGCCUGAUAAUAAGAACUCUUCUUUCUCCGUUAGAGACUUUGGAGAUUUUUAGUUUGCAUUCGUCGUUUCUCCAUUUAUCAAUCAAAUAUAUUAUAGUGAUGGAUUUUUGUUUUGGUUUUUGGGAAUAUGUUUUUAGUCUCUUUUGUCAAAAAAAAAAAAUGUUUUUAGUCUCUUCGCAUACUUUUAAGUUUCUAUUUUCUGUUUUUGUUCUCGUAAGAAUAAGAGAAAUACACGUAUAAAUGGAUAUAUAUAUAUAUCUCUAGAUACAAGAGUUCUAUUCUAUUUUAGAUUGAAAUAUGCAAUGUUUGGUUUCUUUUUUCAAAUUGCUGUCCUUCCUGAUCUCUAUGA
Molecule: messenger RNA, 2513 nt
Organism: Eruca vesicaria subsp. sativa (arugula)
Lineage: Eukaryota; Viridiplantae; Streptophyta; Magnoliopsida; Brassicales; Brassicaceae
Source: the annotation of a GenBank genome assembly